AUGGGGGAACUUAGGAAAACAUUAUGGCAAUCACUCAGGGAUAUUGCACAGGGGAUCUCAACACCAUGGAUGAUAGCCGGUGAUUUUAAUGCCUUGCUAUAUGCACAGGAUAGGUUAUUGGGUAAUCCAGUUCAAUAUGCUGAAAUUAAGGACUUCUCCGGAUGCAUUACUGAUUUGUUACUAAAUGAACUACACUGGAGAGGAAACUACUAUACAUGGUCAAAUAAACAACAAGGUGGGGACAGAAUUUGUAGUAGACUGGAUAGGGCAUUUGGUAAUCUUGAAUGGAUGAUGAAAUGGGGUCAUGUCAUGGUUGAAUAUGAGCUGCCCAAUAUUUCUGAUCACUCACCUAUGGUCAUGGUUAUACAAGCUACUCAGAACACUAUUAAGAUCCCUUUUAGGUUCUUUAAUGUGUGGGCUGAACACAACCAAUUUCUUGCCAUCGUCGAAGCUACCUGGUGCAAGAAAACUAAUGCCAACAAAAUGCGGAACAUUUGGGCAAAAUUAAAAGAUCUAAAGCCAAAACUGAAGCAGCUAAAUAAUGCGGAGUAUCGCAAUAUUACGCAGAGAUUGGAUAAGGCAAGAUUUGAUCUGAUCAACAUACAAGGACAAAUCCAACUAUGUUACACAGAUAGCCUCCAGAAUCAGGAGAAAGCACUAUUGCAAGAACUAGAGAAAUGGUCCUUGAUAGAGGAGAGUAUAAUGCGACAGAAAUCUCGAGCAAGAUGGAUCAAGUUGGGAGACGCUAACACCAAGAACCUUAUGGGUACUUCAGCACUAUCCUUACCAGCCAUAAACAUGCAAGUCAUGAAGAGAGGACCGAUCUUAAAUCAGACCCAAAGACUGCGAUUGAUUACCGAGAUCACUGACAAAGAAAUCCUGGAUAGUCUCAAUGCUAUUGGGGACGAUAAAGCACCUGGAGUGGAUGGGUAUAAUGCAGUGUUUUUUUAA
This is a messenger RNA of Lycium ferocissimum, 951 nucleotides long. RefSeq lists its product as uncharacterized. The record is from RefSeq and is a predicted model, not a curated record. The transcript has 3 exons. Bases 1 to 951 code for a protein of 316 amino acids. NCBI's taxonomy places the organism in Eukaryota, Viridiplantae, Streptophyta, Magnoliopsida, Solanales, Solanaceae.